GCGAGGGCGCUCUUUGCUUUUCAUACCUCUAUGUUCACUUUCUGCAUUGCGAGGGCGCUCUUUGCUUUUCAUACCUCUAUGUUCACUUUCUGCAUUGCGAGGGCGCUCUUUACUUUUCAUACCUCUAUGUUCACUUUCUGCAUUGCGAGGGCGCUCUUGACUUUUCAUACCUCUAUGUUCACUAUCCGCAUUGCAGGAGCGCUCUUUACUUUUCAUACUUCUAUGUUCCAUUUCCGCAUUGCGGGGGUCUCUUUACUUUUCAUACGUCUAUGUUCACUAUCCGCAUUGCGGGGGUCUCUUUGCUUUUCAUACGUCUAUGUUCACUAUCCGCAUUGCGGGGGUCUCUUUACUUUUCAUACAUCUAUGUUCCAUUUCCGCAUUGCGGGGGUCUCUUUACUUUUCAUACGUCUAUGUUCCAUUUCCGCAUUGCGGGGGUCUCUUUACUUUUCAUACGUCUAUGUUCACUAUCCGCAUUGCGGGGGUCUCUUUACUUUUCAUACGUCUAUGUUCCAUUUCCGCAUUGCGGGGGUCUCUUUACUUUUCAUACGUCUAUGUUCACUAUCCGCAUUGCGGGGGUCUCUUUACUUUUCAUACGUCUAUGUUCCAUUUCCGCAUUGCGGGGGUCUCUUUACUUUUCAUACGUCUAUGUUCCAUUUCCGCAUUGCGGGGGUCUCUUUACUUUUCAUACGUCUAUGUUCACUAUCCGCAUUGCGGGGGUCUCUUUACUUUUCAUACGUCUAUGUUCACUAUCCGCAUUGCGGGGGUCUCUUUACUUUUCAUACGUCUAUGUUCCAUUUCCGCAUUGCGGGGGUCUCUUUACUUUUCAUACGUCUAUGUUCACUAUCCGCAUUGCGGGGGUCUCUUUACUUUUCAUACGUCUAUGUUCUAUUUCCGCAUUGCAGGGGCGCUCUUUACUUUUCAUACUUCUAUGUUCUAUUUCCGCAUUGCAGGGGCGCUCUUUACUUUUCAUACGUCUAUGUUCUAUUUCCGCAUUGCAGGGGCGCUCUUUACUUUUCAUACGUCUAUGUUCACUAUCCGCAUUGCGGGGGUCUCUUUACUUUUCAUACGUCUAUGUUCCAUUUCCGCAUUGCGGGGGUCUCUUUACUUUUCAUACGUCUAUGUUCACUAUCCGCAUUGCGGGGGUCUCUUUACUUUUCAUACGUCUAUGUUCUAUUUCCGCAUUGCAGGGGCGCUCUUUACUUUUCAUACGUCUAUGUUCUAUUUCCGCAUUGCAGGGGCGCUCUUUGCUUUUCAUACGUCUAUGUUCACUUUCCGCAUUGCGGGGGCGCUCUUCACUUUUCAUACUUCUAUGUUCCAUUUCCGCAUUGCAGGGGCGCUCUUUCCUUUUCAUACCUCUAUGUUCCUCCUAUCCCGCCUUUUCCCCCUCCGUCUCCGCUCUCUUCUCCCAUUGGUUGUUGCUUGGGAGGUCCCACCCCUUUCCCCUUCCUUCGCUCCCUCAUUGGUCGAAGCGCGUCCUGGCAGAUAUGUAGUGCGGGGGCGUUUCCCAUCGUAGCCGCAAUAAUACAAAAUAAAUAAUAAUAUAAUAUCAGAGAUAUAUAGUCUUCGAGCUUAUUAAUAAUCGUUACGUAUUAUUAUGUUGUUUGAAUAUGAGGUCCAUGGAUGUGUCAGGGUUGGCGACGGAAGGGACGGGUUGCGUGAUGGACCUGCCGGGACUUGGGGGCGGGGCAAGGGGCGUGGCCUGGCGCGUGAGGGCCGGGGAAGGGAACAGCCAAGAUGGCGGCCGGGCAAGGAUGGUAAUCGCAAAACAAUGGAAAAGUGAGAAAGCCCCAUCGAAAGAUGCCUGGCUGACCAAAUGGACUGAAAUAAAGGAUAUGGACAAACUUACCUUCUGAAUGAGAAAGAGCAACGGAAGAGCUAUAAGAGCCACGGACUGGUCAAACUUUGAAGACUACCUUGUUACUUCAGAGAAGGGAACCAGCAAGGUUGUAUUCAGAUUUUCUGGGAAGUUGUAGUUUAGGUAAACAUAAUGAAGAUUUUACUGAUUGCAGUACAGUCUCCUUAUCUAUAGAUUUGAUAUGCAUGGUUUUACUUACUGUAGUAAACUCUCCCCUCCAAAGUGUUUGUAGGCCUCUCUAUGUUCUUCACUGCAAUUCUGUGAUAGGUUUCUGGCCCAAAUAUCAGCGAAAUAUAAGGUUUACUUGCAUCCAUGGGGAUCUUAGAAUGGGAGGUAUAUGUAAUAGUUUAACCCUUAAGCUCUUCCUCAUUAAAAAAAUUGCAGGAAAGUCUAGUUAUUUUCCCCCCUCCACAAAUGUCUUGCAGGCAUUACAUUUUUUGUUCUUUUUAAAAUGUAAUACAAUGGUAUAAUUAUCCCCCCCCCUCCCAAGCACAUCUUCUCUGUUGGUUUCUUCUUUUCUGGGUAGGAGAUAUUACUUUUUGGAGCCAACCCGGGAUUUUAUCAGUAUAUUUAUUGUAUGUGACCUCAUUUGUUUUAUGAUUUGUUUUAUUGUUGAUUGACUUGUUUUAUUGAUAUGUUUUUAUAUUGUCUGAUAUCUGGGCUUGGCCCCAUGUAAGCCGCCCCGAGUCCCUUCGGGGAGAUGGGGCGGGGUAUAAAACUAAAAUUAUUAUUAUUAUUACCUUAAGAAAAGAUGAUAAGAACUAUCUAAUGGGAACAUAAAUGAUUAGUGACAAAGAUCGGAAACCCCCCCCCCCCCAUUGCUAGUGUAUAUCCCCUCUCACAAUCCCUAAUCCAGACACACUUGCCCUGCCCCUGCCCUCCCUUCCCUGUUCCCCUGCCGUAUGUCGUCUUAUGUUUUAUGUUUGAUGUUUUAAAAGAAACUUCUCAAUAAAAAUGAUACAAAAAAAUAAAAAAAAUAAACUUAACCAAACCUGACUGUUUAAACAAAAUCAAAUAAACGUGUCAUCCAUAAAUCAAAAUAAAAACACACACUUCUUUACACCAACUUUGGUUGCAAAUGUAUGCAAUUUCCUUGAGAAACCUCUUCCUUCCUUCCCAGGCACCAUUUCUUAAACCCAGAAAGGGAAAACACACGUAGGAGCCGCCUGAAUUCUCCCUUGUCUGUCCUUACGGCUGAGUUACAACUCGCUGAGCUUGUUUUGAUUCUGUUUCUAUACAAAACGGUGGCUCCCAUCAUGAAAUCAAUAAAGUUUAUUAUUUCACAACG
Messenger RNA from Anolis carolinensis (green anole), 3143 nucleotides. RefSeq lists its product as uncharacterized. The transcript has 2 exons. NCBI's taxonomy places the organism in Eukaryota, Metazoa, Chordata, Lepidosauria, Squamata, Anolidae. Bases 317 to 1513 code for a protein of 398 amino acids. The record is from RefSeq and is a predicted model, not a curated record.